Lepus europaeus (European hare) is the source of this 2268-nucleotide messenger RNA. It is a transcript of the gene CCDC33, whose product is annotated as coiled-coil domain containing 33. The transcript has 20 exons. Bases 1 to 2268 code for a protein of 755 amino acids. NCBI's taxonomy places the organism in Eukaryota, Metazoa, Chordata, Mammalia, Lagomorpha, Leporidae. The record is from RefSeq and is a predicted model, not a curated record. Gene Ontology annotation, cellular component: peroxisome.
AUGGGACCGAAGAAGAAAAAGGUUGCCGAGGGCCCGAAGGAGCCUCUGGACGCCGCCCCGAGCACGGAGCCCACCGUCAGCCGCCUGGCUCCCCUCAACAAGGAGAUCGUCGUGGUCACCGUCCACGGGGCCACCAACCUGCCUGCCUGCAGGGACGGCUCUGAGCCCUGGCCCUAUGUGGUGGUGAAAACCACAUCUGAGGAAGCCAAGGAGCAGAGCUCCCACGCAGUCACCUCCGUGACCCCGGAGCCCACCCGAGCCCCGAUCUGGGGGGACACGGUGACGGUGGAGAUCGAAGCGGAGGACGCUGGGCGCGAAGAUGUGGUCCUCAAGGUGGUGGACAAGAAGAAUAAGGAGGAGCUUCUGUCCUGCGCCGUCCCCAUCAAGUACCUGCGUGUCUUCCACCCCUACCACUUUGAGCUGGUGAAAGAUAGUGAAAGGAAAAGCAGCGAAGCCGCGGCCAGCACCCACCUGUAUGCCACGGUCACUCGCAAGGGCAGCUGCAUCCCCCGCUACAUCGGCUGCACCCACACGGCGCUGGAGAUCUUUCUACGGGGAGUCAACGAGCCCCUGAUCAACAACCGGAGCCCCAUGGUGGUGAUUGCCCGGGUGGUUCCCAACUACACGGAGUUUAAGGUCAGCCAGGCAAACCAGGACCCGGCCUCGGUGGGGCUGCCCAUCACCCCCCUGUCUUUCCCUAUCCCGUCUGUGAUGAACUUCGACGUGCCCCGGGUCAGCCAGAACGGGUGCCCUCAGCUGUCCCCGCCUGGCAGCCCCCCAGAGCAGCCCCUGUGGAACCAGCCCUUCCUCUUCCAAGGCCGGGACGGAGCCACCAACUUCACAGAAGACGCGGCCCUGGUGCUGGAGUACUACUCCUCGGUUUCAGGGAAGGGCAGUGAGCCCUGGAACUUGGGCCAGCCCGUGGGCGUCUCCGUGUUGCCGCUGAAGAGCCGUCUAUACCGCAAGAUGCUGGCCGGAACAGGCACGAGCGGGCUGCGCGUGGAGCGGCUUCCCAUCACGGACACGAGCCUGAAAACCAUAGGCGGGGAGGCGCCCACGGUGGACGUCUCCCUCCAGCUGUGCUCCUCCGAGAGACCAGAAAACUUCCUGACACCAAACAGCAGCAAGGCUCUGCCCACCCUGGACCCCAAGAUCCUGGAUGAGAAGCUGGGGACCAUCCGCGAGUCCUGGUCCAAGGCCACGGCCAGCUCCACGGAGGACUCCAGCUCGUCCAUCUCUCAGGGGGCGGAAGAGGAGCCUCUGGAACCAGAAUCCUACAGCGAUGUAGAGAUGAACAACUACCGGCGAGCCAUGCAGAAGAUGGCAGAGGACAUCCUGUCGCUGCGGAAGCAGGCCAGCGUCCUGGACGGGGAGAACCGCAGGCUGCGGAGCCGGCUGGCCCGGCAGGAGGCCGAGGAGGCGCAGGCCGAGGCCCAGGAGACCCAGAACCUGGGCUCCAUGAAGGAGAAGCUGCUGCUGGCCGAGCUGGACGCAAACCAGCUGCGGGACAAGGUGCAGCACCUGCAGAACGAGCUGAUUCGAAGGAACGACAGGGAGAAGGAGCUGCUGCUCCUGCAUCAGGCGCAGCAGCCGCAGGCCGCGCUGCUGAAACGCUACCAAGACAAGCUGCAGCAGAUGCGCGCGCUGGAAGACACCGUGCGGCACCAGGAGAAGGUGAUCCAGAAGAUGGAGCACAUGCUGCGGGACUGGAGCGAGGCCCCCGCGCCGAGCAGGCUGCGGGAGAAGCCCAGACCCCCAGAACCCAGCCGCCAACCCCCGUGGCCAAUCACAGGCCUCCCCGGGCCCUCUGCCCCCGGCCCCCCUCUGGGCUCCAAGGGAGAGAACUUGCCCGCCGACGUGUACUCCAUGCUGCUGGCUGAAAACUCGCGGCUGCGGGCAGAGCUGGACAAGAGCCGGCACCAGUCGGCCCCCAUCAUCCUGCAGCAGCAGGCCCUGCCGGACCUCCUGUCUGGUGGUGCAGACAAGUUCAACCUCCUGGCCAAGUUGGAGCGCGCUCAGAGCCGGAUCCUGGCCCUGGAGAGCCAGUUGGAGGACUCGGCUCGGCGCUGGGGGCGGGAGAAGCAGGACUUGGCCACGCGCCUGCAGGAGCAGGAGCACGGCUUUGGGCGCCCCUCGAACUCCAUCAUCAUAGACCCUCCCGUGACCUCGACCCCCCCCAAGGACCUCGAGCGUCCCUCGAAUCUGGAGCCCCUGCCGCCAGGCUCGGACACGAAGCUCAGCAAGACCGCAGACCCCCAGCAGACCUGA